GUGUGUUUGGUAGAAUUGAUCGAUGACAUUUCAGAGAUUUGUUUAUAUUCGCCACGUAUUUUAUUGUGUGGUAUUAACUAAAAACAUUACUUUAAAUUAAUGAUACACAAAAUGGAAGGUUCUUUGUUGGAGCCUACCUUAUACACGGUAAAAGGAAUCCUCAUUUUGGAUAAUGAUGGACAACGAAUUCUAGCCAGAUACUACGACAAAAAUAUAUUUCCCACACCAAAAGAACAAAAAGCAUUUGAAAAGAACUUGUUCAACAAAACGCAUCGCGCGAACGCUGAGAUUAUAAUGUUAGAUGGUCUCACAUGUGUGUACCGGAGCAAUGUUGAUUUGUUCUUCUAUGUAAUGGGAAGUUCUCAAGAAAAUGAGUUAAUUUUAAUGAGCGUUUUGAAUUCCAUGUACGAUUCAAUCAGCCAAAUUUUAAGAAAAAAUGUUGAAAGGCGAGGGGUUUUAGAUUAUUUGGAUAUAGUAAUGUUAGCAAUUGAUGAAAUAUGCGAUGGCGGGAUAAUUUUGGAUGCUGAUUCAAGUUCAGUUGUAUCAAGGGUUGCAUUGAGAGGUGAAGACAUUCCUUUAUCAGAGCAGACAGUGGCACAGGUCUUACAAUCUGCAAAAGAGCAACUAAAAUGGUCUUUGCUCAAAUAGGAUUGUACUGUAUUAUACUGUCAGGUCCUGUUUAAUUUAAGAAAGUGUUUUAUAUUGUUUAUGAGUAUAUUAAAUUGAAAAUAAAAAUUACUUAUAUGAA
Molecule: messenger RNA, 748 nt
Organism: Aethina tumida (small hive beetle)
Lineage: Eukaryota; Metazoa; Arthropoda; Insecta; Coleoptera; Nitidulidae
Gene: zetaCOP
Product: coatomer subunit zeta-1
Exons: 5
Coding region: 100-648 (182 amino acids)
Biological process (GO): retrograde vesicle-mediated transport, Golgi to endoplasmic reticulum; intra-Golgi vesicle-mediated transport; intracellular protein transport
Cellular component (GO): COPI vesicle coat
Source: RefSeq, a predicted model, not a curated record